Molecule: messenger RNA, 447 nt
Organism: Sorghum bicolor (sorghum)
Lineage: Eukaryota; Viridiplantae; Streptophyta; Magnoliopsida; Poales; Poaceae
Exons: 1
Coding region: 1-447 (148 amino acids)
Source: RefSeq, a predicted model, not a curated record
AUGGCAUCCGAGCGGGCCGCGGUUCCCCCGGACGUGUUCGCCAGCGAUCUUUACAAGCCUUCUGUUGACUACAAGGACGACGGGGGGUCGGAUAAACCCCCAAGCGAACUAGGCCCCGACCCCAAGGACUCCACCGUUCAGGAGCAGGAGGCCAUAGACAUCGAGCCCGAGCGUCCUGCACCUGACGACUCGCUAGACUGGCGCUACCCCUUGCUGCAACGCCUCGUCGAUGGCACUCUACCGCUAGACCAGGCUGAGGCAAGGCGUGUGGCUCGUCGGGCCAAGACUUUUGUCCUCCUCGACGGGGAAAUGUAUAAGCGCAGCCCCUCAGGCAUUCUUAUGCGUUGCAUCCCACGUCAGGAGGGAAUCAAGCUCCUGCAGUACAUACACUCGGGGGCUUGUGGCCACCACGCCGCAGCUCGAACGUUGGUAGGAAACGCCUUCUGA